UUUUUUUUUGACGGAAGACGUGUUUAUAAACUUUAUGAUCACACACUCACACCAACAAAAAAAUUACAUAUAAAAGACCCCCCUUAUGAACAAACGAGUUCCCAGAAUUCUCCCUGCUGUACAAACCAAUUCCAACUGUUUAGGCAGUUCAGUAUUACCUAUCGACAAGAAAAAAAUAGUAGUUCUCUGCACACAUAUACCAAUCUCUUAUAUAUCUCUCCUUUCUUUUUUCAACCCUUACAAUUGGCGGGCAAGGGCGCCCCUUAUCGAUCCUGGCUCAUACUAUAGA
Molecule: messenger RNA, 289 nt
Organism: Linum tenue
Lineage: Eukaryota; Viridiplantae; Streptophyta; Magnoliopsida; Malpighiales; Linaceae
Source: the annotation of a GenBank genome assembly